This is a messenger RNA of Lactuca saligna, 1007 nucleotides long. The record is from the annotation of a GenBank genome assembly. NCBI's taxonomy places the organism in Eukaryota, Viridiplantae, Streptophyta, Magnoliopsida, Asterales, Asteraceae.
CUUAUGAUCUCACCAGCUUUAAAGCUAAUACUCUCUUUCAAAAUAAUUUGUAUCCUCAGGUCAAUAGUAGACAGGUACCGAUGCAAGGUUUAGAGAAGAUGGAGCUCGUUCAAGACUCAUCUUUCAUUUUGUUUAUACUUUAGUGUCUAUGAUAAUUUGGCAGAACACUUGUAUUAAAAUUAUAUUAUUAAUGCAAUGGAUGAUGUUGUUGCUUGUUUACUACUUUUCAUUGUUGUGAUACUGGACAUGACGUCCUCUGCCCUAGAACGUUUCCUCCGUUCUUUGUUUUGGGGUGUGACACUUGAUAUGGCUGAUCUGGAUCAAAUAAUGAGUGAUUUGAGUUACCUUAGAGAGUCAAAAUACAGUGAAGCAGAGAUGUUUUUGUGUCUUAAUAUCACCCAAUCACAACUAAAAGGAUUUGAUGCUUUGAUUCACCAAUCCGAACAAGAUGCAAAGGAUGUGCCUUUUGUGAGUGAACAUGUACUAGAAACACAAGAGGACAAUGGUGAAGAUGGAGCUGAAGAAUCACAGGAGGACAAUGAUGAAGAUGGAGCUGAAGAAUCACAGGAGGACAAUGAUGAAGAUGGAGCUGAGGAUGAUGAAGAGGGAGUUGAUGAUACUCAAGUUAGGGUUAGAACUCAAGUCAGUGUUAGAACAAGAAAAACUUCUGAAAGGAUCACUGAAAACAUGUUGAAGAAAAUUGUGAUCGACAAGAAAGGAAUAGGAAUGGCUCUAGAUAAACCUCUUGCUUUGGAUUAGAUUGGUUAGGAUUUAAGCGGUUAUAUGGGCUACUUGGGCAAAUUUGUUAAGAAUCCCUUUUUGGUAAAUUUGUUAAUAUGCCCUUUCUUUUGUAAACAAUAUACAAUAUGGCUGCAUUGUUAACACUUUAGGACUUUAGAUUGGUUAGGAUUUAAGUAGUUAUAUGGGCUAUUUGGGCAAAUUUGUUAGGAAGCCCUUUUUGGUAAAUUUGUUAAUAGGGAUAUGCCCUUUCUUUUGUAAACACUUUG